Molecule: messenger RNA, 1437 nt
Organism: Fundulus heteroclitus (mummichog)
Lineage: Eukaryota; Metazoa; Chordata; Actinopteri; Cyprinodontiformes; Fundulidae
Exons: 2
Coding region: 1-1416 (471 amino acids)
Molecular function (GO): GTP binding
Source: RefSeq, a predicted model, not a curated record
AUGAAGGUUCAACCAUCUACCUCUAUAAAGACGGACAUCCUGUCAACUGGAACACUGAAUCUCUACACAAUUCCUUUAAAAGAGGAGAAAAUAGAAAUAGAUGGCUGCAAGUUCUACAGUUAUGGGAAAGCUGGUCCCAAACAACAAAGUCGUACCAUCAUGGUUCUCGGAGCCACUGGUGCAGGGAAGUCAACUCUGAUCAAUGGGAUGAUAAAUUACAUUCUAGGUGUUAAAUGGGAAGACUCUUAUCGGUUCAAGUUAGUGGAUGAAAAUCUAAUGAAAUCUCAAGCUCACAGUCAAACCUCAGAGGUAACUGUGUACAAACUCAAUCGCAGGGAGGGAUUUCAGGUCCCCUUCUCUCUGACCAUUAUCGGCACUCCAGGCUUUGGAGACACCAGAGGCAUAGACAGAGACAGGGAGAUCACACAGCAGCUCCAAAACCUCUUCAAUAGCAAGGACGGGGUCAGUGAAAUAGAUGCUGUGUGUUUUGUAGCUCAGGCUGCUUUAGCCCGUCUCACACCAUCACAGAAAUAUGUCUUUGACUCCAUUCUAUCCAUCUUUGGUAAAGAUGUAGCAGAGAACAUCAGGAUCCUGGUGACGUUUGCAGAUGGUCAGAAGCCACCGGUUCUGGCAGGGAUCAUAGAGUCAGGCGUUCCUUGUCCUAAAGAUGCAAAAGGUCUGCCAGUUCACUUCACAUUUAACAACUCAGCUCUGUUUGCGGACAACCUGAGCGGGGACGAUGAUGAAGAAAACUUUGAUAAGAUGUUUUGGAAGAUGGGAACAAAAAGCAUGAAAAGGUUUUUUGCUGCUCUGAAUCAAAUCGAAACCAAAAGCUUGGUUCUCACCAAGGAGGUCCUAAGAGAAAGAAAACAGCUGGAGCUUUCAGUUGAGAAUUUGAAGAUUCAGGUUAGACUUGGUUUAGCCAAACUGGAGGAGAUCAGGGAGACGAGAGUAAAACUUAAGGAGCAUGAAGCAGAGAUCAGUAGAAAUGAGAACUUUGAGUUUGAGGUCCGCGUUCAAAAGCCUAAUCUGUACGGAUGGAUAUCUGAGAGACAAACAGUGAAAGAGCUGAAAGAAAACUAUGAAAAAGCCACAGGGGAGAAGAUGACUGUUGAGGGACUGAUGAGGAAACUAAAGGGUGAAUACGAUGUCCUGGAGAAUGAGGUGAACAAGUUAAUGGAGGAGUCGGCCAAGUGUCUGAACAGACUGAAGGAGAUAGCGCUGAAGACAAAUCCUCUCUCCACUCCAGAUUGCAUUGAGAUGCUGAUUGAAGGAGAGAAACAGGAGGCCAAACCGGGCUGGAAACAACGGGUCGAGUCACUGAUGAAAAUGAAACAAAAAGCAGAGUACAUGGCUAAAGUGGAGAAAGGAGAAAAACCUCUAAUCCGUGAAUCAUCAAUUGAUUUUACGCCUUAAAUCAGGAGGUCCUCACAAGGU